Molecule: messenger RNA, 2075 nt
Organism: Fusarium verticillioides 7600
Lineage: Eukaryota; Fungi; Ascomycota; Sordariomycetes; Hypocreales; Nectriaceae
Exons: 4
Coding region: 174-989 (271 amino acids)
Biological process (GO): regulation of DNA-templated transcription
Cellular component (GO): CCAAT-binding factor complex; nucleus
Molecular function (GO): DNA-binding transcription activator activity, RNA polymerase II-specific; DNA binding; protein heterodimerization activity
Source: RefSeq, a predicted model, not a curated record
CGCGACCUUGACCAAGCACUAAGUACCUACCUAGGUAUAAACACCGCCUCUACCUGCGGAGUAACUAGCGCCUACAGGUCUACCCCACAGCAGCUGUGUCAGUCCCGUCAGCCUUCUUCCAUCAUCCCACCCAAAAGAGUAUCAUCCUCUACAACCAACCGCCACAUUCAACCAUGGAGAACAACCCAGCAGCAGCCCGCACGAGGCCUGUUUAUGAUGCCUCUCAAGGCGGGCAUUAUGGCGCCAGCGCUUUGCUCGCGACCCAAGGCUUUGCCCCCAGUGAGCUCUAUACUGGACCUUGGGCAAAUGCGCAUCAAGGCCUCACUGGUCAGUACAAGGACAUCUUGACCACAUACUGGCAACACACCAUUUCCCACCUCGAAAACGACAACCACGACUACAAGCUCCAUCAGCUACCGCUCGCGCGCAUCAAGAAAGUCAUGAAGGCCGACCCCGAGGUCAAGAUGAUCUCCGCCGAGGCCCCCAUCUUGUUCGCAAAGGGUUGCGAGAUCUUCAUCACAGAGUUGACCAUGAGGGCCUGGAUUCACGCCGAGGAGAACAAGCGUCGCACUCUUCAGCGUUCAGACAUCGCAUCCGCUCUCGCCAAGUCCGACAUGUUCGACUUUCUGAUUGAUAUCGUCCCCCGCGAAGAAGCAUCCAGCCACGCCAAGCGAACCCAGACCGCGGUUGCUCAACCGGCACCUGCUGGUCAGGCUCCAAUGUCAGGACAGCACACGAUGACCCAGGCACCCAACCAGGCCCAUCCAAUGGGUGGUGAUUACAUGGCUGGGCAUGGCCUCGCUCCCGAUCAAGACUACCGCAAUCAGCCCAACAUGUAUCCCGACCAAUCAGUGCCUAACCCCCAGGCCGCAUACGGUCAGACCCAGCCUCCGACUAUGAAUCCGUACGGCAACAUGGGCGACAUGUAUCCCUACUCAGCCAUGCCACCACAGCAGACAAACAUGCCAAACGAAGAAUUUGAGCAGUAGAACCCAUCUUCUGUGAGACAGCUGCUGAGUCCGCCCAUCUCAUCUCUAUGGCUUGGUAAAAGAAUGAUGGAGUGAAGAGUUGGACGAACAUCGGGAUCGGUUACGGUAUGAUAUGGGUGUUUAAGGACUACGAACUUUAUUCUUCUUAGCAACGAUUCCCCAAGUAUGAUUUGAUAUGACAUUCAAUGCCCUUGUCCCCUUUCCCAUCUCUGUGAAACUUUAUGCAAGAGUUGUGGAAACCAACACCCGCCAUUUCCGAACCGUAGUCUUCAGAAAAGCAGUUUCUAAUGUACAAAUGAUUUAUAUGGAAUUCUUUUAUAGCCCAACAGCCUCUCGGACAACCUGCAUGGUUUCCUCAGCACUCUUCCGUGCCUUUUCAGCACCAAUUGCCUCGAUCGAAUCAAGCAUCACUGACCAUCUCCUUGAGCUGCUUGGGUGAAAGAUCGCUAUACUGCUCUCCAAGCUCUUGGGCCUUUCUCCCCUCUGGAUCGAAAAUGGCCAUGAUAUCAAGCAGAUUCGAGAUUCCAGGUCGUUCUUCUCUGUUGUAAUUUAUCCCCGGGAUGGAGUCUGUUGUUGCAGCUUUGAUUUUGGCCUUGAUCUCUUCAGGCGAGUCGAUGAUGCUGAUUCGUGAUUUCGGUGACUUGCUGGACUUUGACAUUUUCUCUGUUGGGUUCUGGAGAGACAUUACCCGUUGCACAGGAGCUGUACAUAGCAUGUUAGUCUGGGUCGUAGAAUCAAAGGUCAGAGUCUGGGACUUACAGGUGGUAGUUUGGGGGGGUACUAGAUGGUUCCCGUAAGUUGCGUUGAAGUUUGUGACACACUCUCGCGCAAACUCGAGAUGUUGUCUCUGAUCUUCACCAACGGGAACAUGAGUUGCUCUACAGAUAUAAUGUCAGCCUAUCCUGUGCUGUGCUGGGAAUGAGUACACCACGAACCUGUGCACAAGAAUAUCGGCGGCUUGAAGAACGGGAUAUGAAAACAGACCGAGUUUAAGGUUGCUGGCUGCUUUAUCGUUCAUGUUCGACUUGUCACUAAUGUUUAGUUUGCUCUGAAUGAGAGUUAGCUUGAACGUUGACCUCUUUGGGC